UUAUUGAAGCUGGGGUCACACGGUGGGAUUUGGGGUAAGAUUUGGAUAGCCAUCAACGCCAUCCAAACCAUCAAGCGAGCUCACAAGUCCUCCUCCACCACACCCGAUUACUCCCCCAUCCUUUCUCGCCUCCUCAAAUCCAACCUCCUCGCUACCCUACGUGAGCUCCUACGCCAAGACCACUGUGCCCUCGCUCUCCACACCUUCUUCGUCGUCCGAUCUGAAUACAACAAUCCAGACUUGUCCCUCUACGCCGACGUGGCCCCCGCUCUUGCGAGGAACAUAAUGGUGGAAGAUCUCAACCGUCUAAUCUGUGACUUGGAGACAGAUUGUGGUGGAGGUGGGAUCCAGUGUGACGAUAAGGGGUUCAUCGGGUUGAUCAAGGCGAUGAUUGAUGUUGAUAGGAGGGAAUCGACGGUCAGGAUUUACGAGAGUGUAGAGACGAUAUAG
This is a messenger RNA of Quercus robur (English oak), 450 nucleotides long. RefSeq names its product protein THYLAKOID ASSEMBLY 8, chloroplastic-like. The annotation marks the transcript as partial. The record is from RefSeq and is a predicted model, not a curated record. NCBI's taxonomy places the organism in Eukaryota, Viridiplantae, Streptophyta, Magnoliopsida, Fagales, Fagaceae. Gene Ontology annotation, molecular function: RNA binding; protein binding. The transcript has a single exon. Gene Ontology annotation, biological process: chloroplast organization; Group II intron splicing.